Molecule: messenger RNA, 1476 nt
Organism: Camellia sinensis
Lineage: Eukaryota; Viridiplantae; Streptophyta; Magnoliopsida; Ericales; Theaceae
Source: RefSeq, a predicted model, not a curated record
AUGGCGACUCAAAACCCUAAUCCAACAGCUUCCAGUUCUUCAUCUUCUUUACCUGCUUUACCUUUAAAUUUGACAUUGUUGAUCUCCAAUCUCAAUGCUCUUGUAACAACCAAGCUUGAUUCAACAAACUACAUUGUUUGGAAAAGUCAAUUGCACAAUAUUCUGAAAGCUACGAAGCUUCUUGGAUACAUUGAUGGAUCAGAGAAUGUUCUUGCCAAGAGAUUUACAUCUCUUUCUAGAUCUCACAUUCAUCAGUUAAAUAACAAACUCAGUCCAAUUACUAAGAAAGGCUUGACAAUGGAAGAUUUUUUGAGUCAAUUCAAAGCUAUUUCAGAUGAGCAUUUUUUAGCUUCAUCACCUGUGAAUGACGAGGAUUUGAUCUUGUUAAUCCUCAAUGGUUUACCAGAUGAACACAAUGCUUUUAAAACCACAAUUAGGGCUAGAUCUGCCCCUAUUUCUCUAGAACAAUUGUCUGCUCUUCUUUAUUCUGAGUCCAUCCAUGUUGAGUCUUCUCUCACACAUACUCAGACUACAGAAAUUCCAUUUGCAUAUUCUGCUACUCAAGGCUACAUAGGAGGUUAUAGAGGCUAUGAUCAGAUGGCUAUUGGUGAUGGUUCUACCUUACCUAUUUCAAAUACUGGUAAUGGUUUACUUCCAACUCCUAAGUUUCUAUUUCAUCUCACCAACAUGCUUCAUGACAAGACUACUCAGAAGGAGCUGUAUAGAGGUUCUUAUUCUCAUGGUCUUUAUCCUCUUGCAUCUUCUUCUUCUAUAAUUUCUUCUCCAGUUUGCUUGUCUUGUUUCACAAAGACUUCUUCUUCUGGUUCAACUCAAGCUACUCCUAAUUGGCAUUUUAGGCUUGGACAUCAUUCUUUCAGGAAGCUUCACCAUGUUCUUACUCAUAGUCAUUUAUCUACUAAUAAAACCUUAAUUCCAUCUUCUUCUUUUUUGUCUCAUCUUACCACUUUACAUAAUUUCUUCUGGUCUUCUUAUUCUGCCCUAGCAACAACUAUUUCUUCUCCUUAUUCUGCACUAGCAUCAUCUGUUUCUUCUCCUCUUGCUCUAGCAGUAGUGAUGAUGUCUGCAUCUGCAGUAACAGCAUCAGCAGUACCUAUUUAUUCUCCUUGUUUUGCACCAACAACAGUGGUAAUGUCUCCACCUGCACUCACUGUUGCUUUUGUACAACAACCUUCAUCCCACAUUCUCAUUUAUUUAUUUAUUAUAGAUCUUCUUUCUCUUUCCUCUUCCAAUUCUCACUCCAUGCUAACCAGAUCCAAAGCCAAACUUUUUUCUACUGCUUGUUUGUUGGCAUCUGCUGCUCCUAUUGAACCUCAAUCCUUUCAGGAAGCAUCUACUUCUCUUAAUUGGCAGGCUGCCAUGCUUGAUGAAUAUCAAGCCUUGCAAAAACAAUGCACUUGGUUUUUAGUUUCUCUACCUUCCACCAAGGAAGCCAUUGGCUGCAAAUGGGUCUUUUGA